CUCGUGCUGUGGUGUUUUGACUGCAGCACGUGAGCCCCAGCCGCGGUACAUGGAGUUCCAGCCCGAGCAGCUGAGGGGAGAUGUCCAGGAAAAGAGCCGCAGAGUCGGUGUCCGUGCCCAGCAGCACCCCGGAGAGGAAGCGGGCCUGCUGGGGCGUUCUGAUCAGCCAAGGGUCGUGGGCAGAUCGCUCUCCGCUCCAUGACGCAGCGUCUCAGGGUCGCCUGCUGAUCCUGCGCAGGCUGCUGGCUGAGGGAUAUCAUGUAAACAUCAAGACCAUCGACCAAGUGACGCCCCUCCAUGAAGCCUGUCUGUCUGGACACGUGGCAUGUGUCAGGGCGUUGCUAAGUGCUGGAGCUAAUGUGAAUGCUGCCACCAUCGACGGCGUCACUCCUCUGUAUAAUUGCUGUGCAUCAGGGAGCGUCGGGUGCAUGGAGCUGCUGCUGCAGAAUGGAGCGCACAUGCACACACUUCACACACACUUCCCUUCGUCUAUGCAUGAAGCCUGCAGGAGAGGGAACAGCCAGUGUGUGGAGAGCCUUCUUUCUCAUGGAGCAGAUCCAGACCACCAGGUCCCUCACCUGGGCUCCCCUCUCUACGUGAGCUGCCUACACCGACACACAGCCUGCUCAAAGCUGCUGUUGGACAAAGGAGCCAGUGUUAAUGCAGGGAAAAGCGGGGAAAGCCCUCUGCAUGUAGCUGCCAGACAGAACAGCACCGAUCUGGUGUCGGUUUUACUCGACCAUGGAGCCGAAACCAAGCUCAGAGACGGAAACGGCCAGCGGCCGUUAGACCUCGCUCCGCCUGGUGGAGAAACACACCAGCUGCUUGUGGCAUUUGAAGCGUCCCCCAGGAGUCUCUGCCAGCUGUGCCGUCUCCGGAUCAGGACCGUGAUUGGGCGAGCCAGACUCAAGCAGCUUCCUCUCCUCCCUCUUCCUUCACUUCUCACUCAAUACUUGGAGCACACAUAGAGCCAUAGGCUGCGUGCUCUCCCGUACUUUUCUGGCUCCAAUGCAAAAACAGAAAAUAUUACCAAGUAUUUUUGUUCUAGUUUCUAGUGCAUAUAUCUCAGUACACCUGAAAUAAGA
Messenger RNA from Poecilia reticulata (guppy), 1085 nucleotides. RefSeq names its product ankyrin repeat and SOCS box containing 5b (gene asb5b). NCBI's taxonomy places the organism in Eukaryota, Metazoa, Chordata, Actinopteri, Cyprinodontiformes, Poeciliidae. The record is from RefSeq and is a predicted model, not a curated record. Gene Ontology annotation, biological process: protein ubiquitination; intracellular signal transduction; positive regulation of protein catabolic process. Gene Ontology annotation, molecular function: protein binding.